UCUACACAGCUGUGUGCGGUGUUGGCAGCGAAACAGCCAACACUGCACUGCGCCUGAUGUGUCGUGCUGGCACUGCUGCUGUGGUUGCUGUUGUUGGUGGCUGGCCUUGUGUGGUGUGCAUACACCGCCACGCAGCAGGUGUUACCGCAGUCAUGCGUGCGCGGUGUUGUGGCUGUGCAUCUACAAGUGCGAUGGAUUGAUGGGAAGCGUUCAUUUUUUUCAGCGACAUCAGUCACGCAAGGACAAGAAGAAGGAACGCACACGUACCCGCACACGCACGAACUCACGCACACGCACACGCAGCUGUCAACCGCACUCCACCCCCCUCCAAAGCAGCCUUCUCCGCGCCUCAAUUCGCCCAACAGCAAGGACACCAUGGGUCUCAGCAUCAGCAAGCUCUUUGACUGGCUCCGAGGCGACCGCGAUAUCCGCGUCGUCAUGGUUGGCCUCGACGCCGCUGGCAAAACAACAAUCUUGUACAAGAUGAAGCUGGGCGAAGUCAUCACGACCAUCCCGACCAUCGGCUUCAACGUGGAGUCUGUUCAGUACAAGUCGCUCAACAUGACGGUGUGGGACGUCGGUGGCCAGACCAAGAUCCGCCCCCUUUGGAAGUACUACUACCAGAACACAAAUGCCGUCAUCUACGUGUGCGAUAGCACGGACGGCGAGCGCUUCAACGAGGCACGGGAGGAGCUCCACACCCUCUUGAAAUCGGAUGAGCUGCGGAACGCACACUUGCUGGUGUAUGCAAACAAGCAGGACGCGCCCAACGCACAGAAGCCCACGGAGGUUGCGGCGAAGCUCGGGCUGUCUGACAUCAGGGAUCGCCCCUGGUACAUCCAAUCAUCCUCGGCCGUCUCUGGCGAGGGCUUGUAUGAAGGCAUGGACUGGCUCGCGCGCAGCCUGCGCCAAGCAUCCGCAAACUAACAAGCAAGCGAGCAAGCUCUUUUUUUUUUUUUUGUGUAUGAACAUGCCCUUGUGUGAGAGAGGGAGAGAGAGAGAGUGUGUGUGUGUGCUUGUGUGUGAGUGCGUUUGUUGAGGGUGAGGGUGCUUGAAUAUGUGAGGAGUCGUGUGUGUGUGUGUGUGUGUGUCUUGCAAUGCAAUCAACGCGUCAGGAUCAAUAAAUGAAACCAACCACCA
Salpingoeca rosetta is the source of this 1140-nucleotide messenger RNA. RefSeq names its product ADP-ribosylation factor 1. Gene Ontology annotation, cellular component: cytoplasm. Gene Ontology annotation, biological process: intracellular protein transport; vesicle-mediated transport. NCBI's taxonomy places the organism in Eukaryota, Choanoflagellata, Craspedida, Salpingoecidae. The record is from RefSeq and is a predicted model, not a curated record. The transcript has 3 exons. Gene Ontology annotation, molecular function: GTP binding; GTPase activity. Bases 376 to 927 code for a protein of 183 amino acids.